AUGGAAAAUUAUCAGGAUAGAAUUGCUCCUACACGAAGGUCAGUUGGCCAACAGAGGCGUCGCAUGAGAGAAUUGAAAAAUGAUACACAAAUGGUUAAUGAAGAUUCUCAUCGCACUGAGGUACAACAACAGAGCGAUAGAUUACCACCACAAGUAGCACUUCAUAUACAAACUCAACAACCACAACGCUGCUUCACGGAAUCAAAACAGUUGCAAAAUGAUACGGAAAGAGAAGCACGACAACGUUUACUAAAGGGUAAAGAAAAAGCUAUUUAUGUCGAGAAUCAUAAUUCGAAACGGAUGCGUCCUGAAAAUAUCAUUAUUAGAGAGAGGGAGGGAGGAUCAUAUGCGCCUCAUGAUACUGAUUCUGACGAAGAGUCAACAUUUUUACCUAGAAGAAGUGAUAUUGUGCCCGACAUAACCUUACAACGGACACUUUUAGUUGGUACCACAUUCUCAGCUCAAAACAUUCCAAUGCCCUCAGUUACUGUUGAAGAAGAAAAUGUUGAUUAUGAUAGUGAUGAAGUAGAUUACGGCGAUGACGACAUACAUUCCCAAAAUACAACCAUGAACCAGAUCCCGACUCUUCACACCAAUAUACGAAAAGUUCGGCUUCCUUUACUGCGUGAGCCUCCAAGACCCUUAAGAGAAUUAUUUGAAGGCAAUGACGCAAGAUCAACUUCUUUCCGUAAUUAUAUCAGAGAGUAUAAUGCAGCUAACGCAUAUACCAGCCUUGGAUGCAAAUUGGAUGAAAGAAUUUUGAAAGGAAGAGGUCCAAGACCUUUUGCAAUACAUGGGGAACUAAGACAUUUGACAGGAGGAAUUCUGCCACUGCCUGGGAAUGAGAGACAUGCGGUUUACUCACAACUAUACAUCUAUGAUCCUGAUUUUGCAUUGUUUGUUCGUGGAGAACGAAAUCCUAAUUUAAAUGUGGAUGUCCUUCAAACAAUUCAGGAUACUAUGCUCCAAUUUAAUGUUUUCUAUACCAAGUAUCGCCAAGCCUAUACAAUAUUGGAUCAAAUGAGUCAUGCAGACCCAAAUUUCCGAGUUUCCCUUCAGUACAACAAAUCAACUGAUGUAAGACGUUAUAAUCUACCGGUAGCGGAAGAGAUUGUGGUUAUCGUACCAGAAAAAACUUAUAAACAGACUGGGCCGCGAGAUAUUAUAUUGCAUUUGAGAGAAAAUAACGGGCUACAACAAAUUUCGGAGUGUCAUCCAGCAUACUUUCCUUUACAUUAUGUUUUGCUCUUUCCUUUUGGAGAGCUUGGAUGGUCACCAACAUUAAGGCACUGGGAUGCGGCCGUGAAUACCUAUACGAAUACCAAAUUAUCUCAAAUAGAGUAUUAUAGUUACCGCAUAUUUGAACGUCGUUCAGAUUAUUCCACCAUAUUAAGAGCCGGAAAACUAUUUCAAGAAUUUUUGGUUGAUGCAUGGUCCGCUACAUAA
This is a messenger RNA of Papaver somniferum (opium poppy), 1446 nucleotides long. RefSeq lists its product as uncharacterized. The record is from RefSeq and is a predicted model, not a curated record. Bases 1 to 1446 code for a protein of 481 amino acids. NCBI's taxonomy places the organism in Eukaryota, Viridiplantae, Streptophyta, Magnoliopsida, Ranunculales, Papaveraceae. The transcript has 5 exons.